CCCAAAUCAUGGGGGAUAACUUGUUUUGCCAGCUGUCAAAUAAAAUAAAAUGAAUACAGAGAUGGGUUUAGAUGUCUGAUUAUUUACAAUAUGAUGAUAUAUAGUUGCCUUAUUAAUAUUAUGUUAACGUUUUAUGAAGACUAAUUGCACAUUUCCAUACCAUGAAUGGAUGAUCACACAACUUCAUUUGUUUACACCCACAACUCCGCUACUUGAACAAUGACUGCAGCUGAGAAGAAAAUACGAGAGUUGGAAGCCACUGCCCAUGUUCAACUGGUCAAACUGAAGACCUCGAUGAAACCCAAAGCAGAGAAUCUUAAAAAAUCUCUCACUUCAGUGUCCUUCCUUACACUUGCCGUCAAAACGUUGGCACUUGUCUUGUUCUACUAUGCCUUUUCUAUUGGGCUUACCUUCUAUAAUCAGCGUUUUAUCAAGCACUGGAAUUACCCUCUCUCAUUAACAAUGGCCCACCUGGUUGUGAAGUUCAUGAUAUCAGCUCUCAUGAGGAACCUGAUAGAGUGCAAGACUGGCAAACCUCGUGUAAUACUUCCCUGGGGUGUAUACUGCAAGAGAGUGGCUCCCGCAGGAAUCACAAGUGCCUUAGACAUUGGCCUAUCCAACUGGAGUUUUGAAUUCAUUACUGUUUCAUUAUACACCAUGUCCAAAUCUACGGCUGUGAUAUUCAUUCUAUUUUUUGCAUUGAUAAUGCGGCUAGAAAAAUGGCGCUGGUCACUUGUGGUGGUUGUGCUGUUCAUCGCCACGGGUCUGUUCAUGUUCACCUACCAUUCCACACAGUUCAACGCGGAGGGGUUCGCCAUGGUGAUGACUGCCUCACUGCUGUCUGGACUGCGCUGGACACUGGCCCAGGUCGUCAUGCAGAAAAAUGAGCUCGGUCUACACAACCCACUAGACACCAUGUACCACAUUCAGCCUUGGAUGAUUGUAGGCCUCAUUCCAUUGUCCGCAGGAUUUGAAGGCAUACCAUUGUCAACGACUGACCAAUUUUUCCGGUUCAGUGAGUACGGCGUUCUACUGCGCAACUGCGGCCUGGUGUUAUUGGGAGCCCUACUGGCCUUUAUGCUUGAGUUUUCAGAGUAUCUCCUUCUGUCACAGACCUCCAGUCUCACACUGUCCAUCUCAGGGAUUUUCAAGGAGGUGUGCACGUUGUACAUUGCUCACAAAGUCAAUGGGGACAUGAUGAACAUGGUGAACGGCAUUGGGCUGAUUGUGUGCCUUGUAGGGAUAACUCUGCAUGUAGUUAUAAAGGCAGUCAAUAACAGAGAAAAAUCCUUAUCUUCGCCAUUGCGAGAGGACAGUAUACAAAUGCUGAAGAUGGAUAACACUGCAAAUAUCAGCGACGAUGAAGAGGAAGAAAUAUACAGUGUCAAGGAAAGAUAACUUACAAACUGAAACGUGCAAUUGAUUUAUAUUUAUGAGCCCUACUUUGGGAAAACCGGUCUUCAUACAUGUGCAUCAAGUGUCAUUCCAGGUUAGCCUGUGCAGUAAUCACAGGCUAUUCAGUGACAACACUUUCCACUUUAGUUGUAUUUUUUGUGAGUCUCUGCAUAGCUAAAAUCCAGUUUAGGUGGAAAGUGUCACCCUUGAUUAGCCUGUGCGGACUUCUUAUGCUUAUCUGGGACGACACUUUACCCACAUGCAUGAAACCUCAUUUUUCCAAAGUGAGGCUCAUUUUUAGCUCGGCUGUUUUCGGAGAAAACCCGAGGUAUUAUCAUAGCCAGCUCGUCGUCCACCGUCAGCCGUUCGCCGUAGGCGUCGUGCUAAAACCUUAACAUUGGCUCUAAUAUCAAAGUGCUUCCACCUACAACUUUGAAACUUCAUAUGUAGAUGCACCUUGAUGAGAUCUACACGCCACAGCCAUUUUUGGGUCACUAGUUCAAAGGUCAAGGUCACUGUUACCUCUAAAAAAAAAAAACGAUCUGACAAGCUUUCGCAGCCGAGCGU
This is a messenger RNA of Dreissena polymorpha, 1962 nucleotides long. RefSeq names its product solute carrier family 35 member C2-like. The transcript is spliced from 10 exons. NCBI's taxonomy places the organism in Eukaryota, Metazoa, Mollusca, Bivalvia, Myida, Dreissenidae. Gene Ontology annotation, molecular function: antiporter activity. The record is from RefSeq and is a predicted model, not a curated record. Gene Ontology annotation, biological process: UDP-glucose transmembrane transport. The coding region runs from base 220 to 1398 and encodes 392 amino acids. Gene Ontology annotation, cellular component: Golgi apparatus; endoplasmic reticulum-Golgi intermediate compartment; cis-Golgi network.